Aspergillus saccharolyticus JOP 1030-1 is the source of this 2498-nucleotide messenger RNA. RefSeq lists its product as uncharacterized. The record is from RefSeq and is a predicted model, not a curated record. Gene Ontology annotation, cellular component: nucleus. Lineage: Eukaryota; Fungi; Ascomycota; Eurotiomycetes; Eurotiales; Aspergillaceae. Bases 341 to 2296 code for a protein of 651 amino acids. Gene Ontology annotation, molecular function: zinc ion binding; DNA-binding transcription factor activity, RNA polymerase II-specific; sequence-specific DNA binding. The transcript is spliced from 4 exons. Gene Ontology annotation, biological process: positive regulation of transcription by RNA polymerase II.
GCUGCCAUUGCCAGGUGCAAGAAUAAUAUAUAUAUAUUUUUUUUCAGUCUAGCCUAAGGAAUCUACCCUCGGUGACUAAAUCGUGAUUCGUCUUGAGCUUUCUCCAGAUCUCCCUUCAUUAACUAUACUACUGCUACUACUACUACUAUUCAUCUCGCGUCCGCUCCAUCCCGCCCCGUGCCCGACAGCGCCGCUGCAGAAUCCAGCCGGGCCCAAUUCGCUGGGUCUCGUAGUAUGCGAGCGCCGCCUGGCCACUGUCGGGAGAAAAGCGACCAGCGUGCAGCUCUCCGGGUUCACGCCCACAAAGCAUGGAAACGCUCAUCAACCUCUAUCCUCAUUCAUGGACCAACGAACCCGCCUGCAGAAGGCGUGCGAUGCCUGCAGCAUUCGGAAAGUAAAGUGUGAUACCAGCGGACCACCUUGUCGGUCAUGCGCAAGCUUGGACAUACCCUGCACGUUUUUCCGACCAAGCCGUCGUCGCGGACCGCCGAAUCGGCAUGCGGAAGCAUUCAAGAAGCGCAAGCUCGCGGAAUCCUCACCUUCGGGCUCUCCAGGCCCGGCGGAUCCCACCUCACCUGUUCCCCUCAAUCCAGGAGGCGUGAUUAUACCAUCGCCUCCCUAUCCUGCAUCGCUGGAAGCCAUAUGUUCGAUGCCCACAAUCCGGCUGCUGAUCGAUGAUUAUUUUACCUAUAUCCACCCGCUAGUGCCUAUCCCUCAUGAGCCCACGUUUCGCGCGGCGCUGGAGCGGCGGGAGGACCUCACGAAUCGGACCUUUCUGGCUCUGGCAGCGGCCAUGAUCGGGACCUUGGUGGCCUCGUUUCCUCGGAGACCGAAGCGUCACCUCAAGACAGAUGCCGAGAAAGCGGCAUUCCCGCACUCUAUGGCACUGGUUAAUCGAUGCCACGAGGUGGCCGUGCAGGCUCGCGGUACCGGAUACCUCGAUCGAACUGCGACCGUGUAUGAUGCCGCAAUCAGCUACCUUCUGGGACUCUGCUCCUGCUACGCUUGGCAUAUUCGACGAUGUCGUGUCUACUUUGCCGAAUGCCUCACCAUGCUCCAUGUGUACGACCUUUACCGCCACUCGAACCGGUUAUCCUUUAUUACAAUCUCGAGUCCCAGGUCUGCCUCGUCGCACCUUUCCCAGGAACCGAAUGGUGGAUCUGCACAAGCCUCUGUCAAUAUGAUCGAACGAGAACUCGGCAGGCGGUUGUUCUACAUCAUCCUAGUCGGUUAUCGCACGAUGCAGCAACUGGGCGCAGGCGACACCAUCAUCCAUGUUCCGCCUGAAACCCCGACAGAACGCUAUCCUCCUCUCCCGCUUGAAGUCGACGACGAGUUCAUAUAUGCUACACACUCUGAUCCACAGCCGCCCGACCGCGUCUCGCGCAUGGUGGGAUUCAUCACCAACGUCCGCGUGAUGAAUUCGUAUAAUCCACUCUCCGCGUGGGAGACGGCAUUUGGAAGCGGCCAGAUUCUCGAGUGGGAGCGACAACGCUCUCUUCUGUGUCAAUGUCUGCAGAAUGCCAAGAUGGCCUUCAAUGGCCUUCCGCGAGAGCUGGUUAUUGGGGGGUUUCAUAGCUCGGCGCCCAGCAAGGGGCAAGAGAGCGCUAGCCCCAGCCCACUGUCUGGCGCGAGCGACUCCCAAUCUUAUCAGCGCCAUGUGCAGUUCGAGAUCCAGAAAGCAAACAUCUAUGCCAGUCAGCUUGCUGUACGAUCGUAUCUGGUGGAAAAGUAUUGGGCCCUGUACGGCGCUGUGAAGAGGCAUCAACAGCCGCCCGAGCUUGCUACUGGCAGUCCUUCGCCCAUGAAGAGUGAAGGCGGCCAACCUCAUGCCCAGGCCGCAUGGGACGCGGAUGCUCAAUCGGACUAUAUCGGAAGGACCAUGGCUGAAGAGCGACGGCUUGUGAUCCGCGACCUGUUCGCGUUGUUACAAUCGGUGAAUGAGAUAAACAUGGAGCCCAACGGCGCGAGCUUUACAGCGAAAGUCCGCCAGGUCGCCUCCACUCUGCUGAAUUUCUCGAACACCCACGCCCCCUCUACGAUCAGCGGCCCGCAACCCCUGACCAGCGCCGAGGUCGAGUCAUACCUCCGCGCUUUUAUCGACACGCUCAUGCGCCUGGAGGGCCUCGCUUCCUCGGAUUUAAACAAGGGCCGGCAGCCGCCGGACGUUUCCGGACGGUCCAUGAGCUAUCUGAGCGACCACGACCGGGACGAAGAGGAGCUGCGUCAGUGGGCGGGCAUCCACGAAUACCAAGCCAGGAUGGCUGAAGAGGGAGGAAUGUUUUUUCAACAAUAAAAUGGUUAGCGUCAGGAGCUCGUUGUUUUUGAGUGACACGCGGUGUUGUGGUUUGUUGAUGUGGGAGAUUUAGCAUGUUGUGUUUGGAGUCUGGUGGAGUUUUUGUUUUGCUUGAGGAGGAUGUCUGAAUUAGCGGCUGUUUGCUGGAAUUAUUAAUGUGAUACUAGUAGUUAUGAGGUAUGGGUGACUGUAAAAUAUGUAC